Messenger RNA from Ictidomys tridecemlineatus (thirteen-lined ground squirrel), 1872 nucleotides. RefSeq names its product adenylate kinase 1 (gene Ak1). Lineage: Eukaryota; Metazoa; Chordata; Mammalia; Rodentia; Sciuridae. The record is from RefSeq and is a predicted model, not a curated record. Gene Ontology annotation, molecular function: AMP kinase activity; ATP binding; nucleoside diphosphate kinase activity. Gene Ontology annotation, cellular component: cytoplasm. Gene Ontology annotation, biological process: ATP metabolic process; nucleoside triphosphate biosynthetic process.
CUCAGCGGGCGGCCACUGUGCCCAGGCCUUGGAACUGGAGCUCCCCUCCCCGGCUGGGCAGCAGCUCCUGGGCCACCGCAGCCCUCCUCCCCGGCAACCGUCUCCAUGGCGACAUAUGUUGUGGUUGCCAACCGCACUUCAGUGCUGCCAGGGCAGGCGGGCCAUGGGCUGGGCCAGGCCUAGGAGGGAAGGGAUAGGGGACACCGCGGAAGGGGAUCAUGGGCUGCUGCACAUCUGGGGACCCCGGGAGCAAGGGAACCAAGAAGGCCACAGAUGACAGCCCCUGUAGUGCAGCCCCCCACGAGAAGCUGAAGAAAAGCAAGAUCAUCUUCGUGGUGGGGGGGCCUGGCUCAGGGAAGGGCACCCAGUGUGAGAAGAUUGUGCAGAAAUAUGGCUACACCCACCUCUCCACGGGGGAUCUCCUGCGGGCCGAAGUCAGCUCGGGCUCCGCCAGGGGCAAGAUGCUCUCGGAAAUCAUGGAGAAGGGGCAGCUGGUGCCACUGGAGACCGUGUUGGACAUGCUCCGAGACGCCAUGCUGGCCAAAGUCGAUUCUUCCAAAGGCUUUCUGAUCGACGGCUACCCCAGGGAGGUACAGCAGGGAGAAGAGUUUGAGCGGCGGAUCGGACAGCCCACGCUGCUGCUGUAUGUGGACGCAGGCCCCGAGACCAUGACCCAGAGGCUCCUGAAGCGCGGGGAGACCAGCGGGCGCGUGGACGACAACGAGGAGACCAUCAAGAAGCGGCUGGAGACCUACUACAAGGCCACCGAGCCUGUCAUCGCCCUCUAUGAGAAGCGAGGCAUCGUCCGCAAGGUCAAUGCUGAGGGCUCCGUGGACAGCGUCUUCUCCCAGAUCUGCUCCCACCUGGACGCCCUGAAGUAGCCCCACAGCCUCCCCAGCCCGGAGCCUCCCGCGACUGGAGGCCGCGGUUCAGCCUGGGCCUCGCCCUGCUCGGCUGCCAGACGUGGGGACCCUGGAUCCCGUCCGUGGACAGCUGAGCACUAAAGGAACUUCGAGGGCGUCUGGGUUUUAUUCCUCUUUCUUUGCUUCCAGUUGGAGUUGCUUCGUCACCCGCCCGGCCUCGAGCCCCUGGCCCUCCCUCUCCUGCUGAGCCUCUGGCUCCCCUUUUGCCCCUGUCCUCCUCCUCCAGCCCUGGCGGGAGGCCCAGGGCCCUGCCCCAGGCGGGGUGUGCCCAGCCCAGGCUGCACCAGGCAGUGGAGAGGCUGGGGACCUUGCUCUCGGGGUCUCGGUUCUGGCCUGGCCUCCUCUGUGUGUCCUCGCCCUGCCCCUGCCUCUCUGAGUGUUUUCUGUGCAGGCCUCGGCCGGGGCCGGGGCCGGGCUGCAGCAAGCCGAGAGGCUGCGGAUGGUGGGACCGGGCCCAGGCCUCCUUGGUCCUGAAGCUCCGAGGGCCAGGGAGGGAGCCGGGGCCAGGUCCCCUGCCCAACACCAGCCGCUCUGCUCGAGCCAUUUCUGAAUGUAAAGGAGGUUGUGCCUCCCCCUGCCCCGCAGGGUCAGUGAGGGGUGACAGUGACCAGCCUCUGCAGCCGGAGCCAGAGCAGCCUGGCUGGAAGGGCGCAGGCCCAAGCCAGGCUGGGGACAGCCGGGUCCCCUGAGAACCAGCUUUCUCCCCCGUCCGCUCCUCCUUUGGCCUCAUCAGCGAGAAAGGCUCAAUCUGGUGCUUACCUGUCUGCGACACCUGUCCCCGCCCCCGGGGCUGCUCGGAAGCCCAGGGAACGGAUGGCCACCCUGGCCUGGAGGACACCCCUCGGGCUGAUUGUGCUCAGUUGUGUCCCUGUGUGUGUGCAACUGGCCCCGCUUCUCCCUGACUUCGGUUAUUUAAACUUUCCUUUAAAAUAAACAUAUUUAAGUUACA